This is a messenger RNA of Mytilus californianus (California mussel), 4917 nucleotides long. Its product is annotated as double-strand-break repair protein rad21 homolog. Gene Ontology annotation, molecular function: chromatin binding; protein binding. The transcript is spliced from 12 exons. Gene Ontology annotation, cellular component: cohesin complex; synaptonemal complex. Gene Ontology annotation, biological process: replication-born double-strand break repair via sister chromatid exchange; mitotic sister chromatid cohesion; synaptonemal complex assembly. The record is from RefSeq and is a predicted model, not a curated record. Bases 193 to 2172 code for a protein of 659 amino acids. NCBI's taxonomy places the organism in Eukaryota, Metazoa, Mollusca, Bivalvia, Mytilida, Mytilidae.
UCGAACCUGUUGUUUGGGCGGGAAGUGAAAGUGACGCCAUUUUCUCUGUUUUCAUGCCGAUAAAUGAUGUGGAAUGCCGUUGCAUAUUAUUUAAAUCACCCUCCUGAUUGAUCUUACAAAUACUUUCGUGUUUGCUGUUUUCAUAAUUAUAAAUUGUUUAAUUUGUAGAAUUGUUGAUAAAAGACAUUCAUCAUGUUUUAUGCACAUUUUGUAUUGAGCAAGAAAGGACCGCUCGCUAGAAUUUGGUUAGCUGCCCAUUGGGACAAGAAACUUACGAAGGCUCAUGUGUUUGAAACUAAUAUAGACAGCAGUGUGGAAGCUAUCAUGCAGCCUCAGGUUAAGUUGGCUUUACGGACCUCUGGACAUUUACUGUUGGGUGUAUGCAGAAUCUACUCCAGGAAAGCCAAGUACCUGUUGGCGGACUGUAAUGAAGCUUUUGUCAAGAUUAAAAUGGCUUUCCGACCAGGUGUUGUAGAUCUCCCCGAGGAGAAUCGUGAGGCAGCGGUAGCAGCCAUUACUCUUCAGGAAAAUUUCCAUGACUUUGAUACAACAUUGGCUGAUCUUAAUGAUUUUGAUGUACAAGCCCAGUUUUCUGUGAAUCAGAGCCGACCAGAAGAAAUCACAAUGAGAGAAGACCUGUCCAGCAUUACUUUUGUGGGGGAUGAUGGAUUUGGUGAUAUUGGUUUUGAUGACAGGGAAAUCCUUCGUGACGCCACAUCAUUUGAGGAAUCUCUCUACAAACAGCCAGAUCAUGAACCUCUUGUUGAAGAAAAAACCCUCAACGAGAAUGCUAAUGAGAAACCAAUGGACGUAGAUAAUGAAAUUCAAGCACCAAUGGAUGAUGAUCUUAGUCCUGUUGAUGGAGGAUUUAUGGAUGAUGAUGACGACGAUGAUGAUGAUGGAGGAGGAUUUGGGGGUGGAGUUGAUCAAGAAUUCUUUGGUGACGAUGACUUUAUGAAUUCGGGAGGAUUGUUUGAGGAUGCCCCUGUGGCCGACGUGUCAAUGCCACAAGCACCUGAGGCAGAAACAACCAUAUCAAAACCAACAGAAGAGGAUACGUCCAAGAUACCCGAAGAGUUAGAACCAGCAGCACCACAGACGACAUCCAUGGCCAGUAUUGUAGGUCCGGUAGGGGAACAAACAACACUCAUUAAUAAUGAAGAAGAGGCUUUUGCCUUACCUCCCUUGGAUGCCACUAUAUUCCCAGGAACAGAAGGCAAAAGGCGAAGAAAGAGAAAACUGAUUGUAGAUGAACAAAAGGGGUUCCCUGGUGAAACAAUGAAAUUACAAUUAUCAGAUACAUCAGAUAUCAUCAGUACAUUAGAUCUGGCUCCACCAACCAAAAAACUCAUGCAUUGGAAGGAAACAGGGGGCGUGGAGAAACUUUUCUCAUUACCUGGUAGAAAUAUUGUCUCUAAAGUAACUUCUAAGCUAUUUUCAAGAAACUUGAUAACCAAACAAGUAAAGGAUGACGAACCCGAACAAGAAGACUUCUUACAGUUAGAGGAAGAAGAAAUUGCUAGGAACGACAAAUCUCAAGAUAAAUCACGAGCAAGAGAAGAAUUCAGUACAAUAAUGGAAGAACCGUCAAUACUAGACACAUCCACCAAAUCCAAUUUACCCGAUCGCCAUUCUAUACAGCCUGCUGUUGAUCGACAAUCAAUACAACCAACUCUCCAAGAUACCACCAACCCUCAGGACUUGCUGGUCAAUACCUUUACAGAGGAAGUGCCUCAACCUCAGUUAGACGUGUCAGAACCACAACUACCGCAGCCUCAGUUUGAUCAGUAUGAAGAUCCCCCAUCAAUAGCACCAUUCUCUGUACCACCCCCAUCAGUACCUCCCCCAUCGGUACCCCCACAGGCUGAAGUUCCAGCUUUCAGAACAGAUGAAGACCUAGAAAACGAACUUAUGCCAGAAAAUGAAGAACAGGAAGAGAAGAGACUUACAAAACGUACACAUCAAAUGCAGCAUGCUUUAGAAUUAGCAUUUAGAUACAAUAAUAGACUCAGUUUUGCUGAAAUGUCACGUAAUUUAUACAAAAAACAAUCAGCAUCCCGGUUUUAUACUUUGUUGGUUCUUAAGAAGUUUCAGGCUGUCGAAGUUAGUCAACAGAAAGAGUUUGGGGACAUUUGGAUCAGUAAAGGACCACAGUUUGGCCUGGUGUCAUGAGUGGACUUUUAGUGAACUGAGGACUAGGACAAUGUCUAAAAAAAACCUGUUUAUGUUGUUAAAAAGGAGAAAAUAUAGGCAACUAUUGUAUUUUGACAGGUCUGGAAGAUGUUAAAAAGAAGUAAUGAUUAUGAUCUUUAUGUGUAGAAAUAUCUGGAUUCUUAUCAAGUUUUAUGUCUAUGAUUCUGUACAAAGUUUAUCAUACAACUGUCAUUGAUACUGGCAACAUAUGUGUCAGUAGAAUAGUCUGUGAAAGUGAAUCUUUGAUAUAAAAGUGUCAACAGUUUUAUUUUCAAAACCAGGUUUAAGGAUCUAACAAUCAACAUACUGUGGAUUCAUUUAUUUUGAUGAUGAAAGGAAAAUUAGCUUUUUCAAGAGGUACUUAAUUUCCUGGUUUCAUUUUUACUCCUUUCAAAUUUAUUAAAAAACAUUAUUUGUAUUGUGGUUUUCCCCACCUUCAUGAUAGAGACCUAUAAAAGUCCUGAAAAUUGUUAUCACAGUUGGAUAAAUCCACAGCAAACAGAAAAUACAUCAAAUGCAAUCAGCAAUGUUAGAAUUUUAUGUAAAUUUUGAAACAUUUGAAAUAUUUUAGAGUUGUGAAAAGAAUACUAUUUUUUUAUGGUUUUAUUUUAAACUAUUUGAUUUUAUGUAACUUACAUUCAUACAUCCUACAUUGCUUGGCUCGGAGGGUUCAUGUCAGGAUUAAUAUCAUGAAAUAUUUUUGCAACAUAUUUAAGGGUGUACACUCAACUUAUAUCUUUGAAUGAACAUAUGUCUGCCACCAUUUUACAGAUAACAAGGAAUAACUUAAACAACUAAUAUCUAGCUGCUGCAGAGCUCAUAUUUUGAUGCUUUAGUUUGUUUUUUGGCUUUAUGACUCAUCAAUUCUGAAAUUAAAAGCUUUCAUGUAGGAUUUGGUAAAAUUUCUUAAAAAUACGGUAAUAAAAUUCAAAUUAAAUAAAAAUCUGAAAGAAAAGUAAUGCCAGCGAAAAAUUUAAUGUCAUUGUUUUUUUAGGGAAAUCAGAAAUAAAAAGUUCUAUAUCUUUAAAAGUCUGGAGUGGCCUAAUUCUUUAAAUAACUGUGUACCUGUAAUAUGAUGUAAGAAUUUAUAAUUGAUGUAAGGGGCUGUAAUUAUGUAUGAUAUAGAUUACACUUGUUCUGAUGAUACAAAUAUAUAAUUAUGAAUGAUGUAAGUGACCUUGUUUCUAAUGAUAUAAGGAACUUUGUGUGUCUGGUGUAAGGGCUUUUUCAUAAAAUUGAAUGUACUAGGGUCAGAAGGUAUUAAUUUUGUCCAUUGCAGUAAUAGUAUGUGAACAACUUCAUCAUUGAACUAAUGAAGAAAUCCACACCAUAAGGGGUAAUGUGAUCAUUUAAAAGGCCCAGGAUUUUAGUAUAAAUAAAUAAUUAACUUUGGUCAAAGUUAAUUGGCCGACUGUAGGGACAUACAUAGUGGAUAUAUUUGUAUCUUUCUUGUCAUAAUACACUGAUGUCAUCUAUCUUCAGAUACCACACUUUAACCAAUUAUAAGCAUUUUAUUAGAAAUCUUAACUUACAUUUUUUGUUAAGGUCUAAGUUUUAUUGGAAUAAACAUGACCUGUUUUCCAUAUAGGUAAAAAUUAAAGUGUAAAUUGGUCAUCUUCUUGUGAUGUUACACAAAGAAAGAGAUUUGCUAAAAUCCUGUAUGUGUAUUGACCUUCUGACCUCUAUUACAGUCUAUUUAUAUGGACUAGCGAUAUUAUUGUCCUUGUUAAUUAUGCUGUACCAUUGUUGAUAAAGGCAGCUUUACGUGUUCUGUCGUAUAUAGUUUAUUCUGUUAUUUAUUGUAAUACAUUGUGUGUUUUUAGUGUUAAUCGUAGGCUCAUUUCAAUUUUUCAAAACCUUUCAGCAUGUUAAAUGAAAACCAAACCAUAAUUUAUUCUCACUUGCAUAUAUCUUGGGAUAUAGAACACUCGUAUAAAUUGAUGUCUGUUUUUCGACUUUAAAAACACUUGAUACAUUUUGCCUGCUAUUUUUUUAAAGCAGGGGAAAGGGGGAUUAGAUGCUUUUUCAAUGGACUAUUGUACAGGAAUUUCUUGCAUGUGACAUUUGUCAGUUGUAAAAAACAUGCAUAAUUUGGAAAUUGGAUGUACUGAAAUUUCCACAAAAUAUGAUGUUACCAUAAGAAAAUUAUUCUAUGAAACAUUCAACGAUGGUUUAAUGACUGCAUAAUUGUAAAUGCUUAGUUUACUAAAUCAAUUUUAUACCUGUUACUAGGGAAUUACAACACAUCUAAUAUAAAAAAGAGAUAUUUUUAUUUGUUUCAAAGCUCCAAAGUAGAAACUUUAAUACCUGUCAUAUUAAUAGUGAUUUAUAAGAGUUAUUUCCCUUGUUUGUUGAACAAAUUGUGAUUACAAGGAAGAUAGCUUUUGGUCACUCUUAUUUAUUAAUUUUAUAAAAAAGGUUUUUUCUCAAAUACUGUAUGUAUAUUUUCUUAUAAUACACAAGAUAAAAGAACAAAAUUUGAUAUUUCAAAUGUAUGAAAUAACUUUUAAUAGUAACAUAAAGAGAAGUCCUCUGAAAUCAGUGUAUAUGAUGUGUUCACAUAAGUUUUAAUUGUUUUAGGUCAUUGAAGUUUUGCUUUUAAAAAGUUUCCAUUUUAAAGACAACUGUUAAAAUUGACAAACACAUUUUUAUAGUCAUAUCAUCUAUAUCAAUCAUUCAUUAUCAUUCAUAUUUUAUAAUAAAACAUGUUUUAAGACUUUAGAA